AUGGACUUGUGGUGGAAUUCUUUGUUAGACAUUAUUCCUUUACCGAUUCUUAUUGGAAUGUUCAUAUGGACAUUUUCGAUGUGUUUUUUUUCUCUUUUUUUAUUUUUUAUUUUUAUUUUAUUACAUAAACGUUCAUCAUCAUUAGCUGAACUGGUUUCCGUAAAAGAAUUUUCAAAGAUGGAAACAAAUCGAAAAAGUGGAUUUAGUUGUGACAGUUUAUCGUUGAUGUCAGGUGAAACGACACGAAAUGAUAUUGAAGAUACGAUAAGUUCAUUUUAUUUAAAAAAUUCAAAUUAUUUAAAAGAAAAUAAGAAAAUGUCUUCGUUACCAUCAAUUAAAUUAUGUCCAAUUAUAAAUGAAAAUCGACAAAUAAAUACUUUACCACAAUUAUCUACACGUCGAUCGAUUAUAAGAGAUUUAACUUCAGUUUCAAAUUCAUUUAAUGAUAAGAAAAUUCAUCAAUCAAUUGAUUCACUUUUUUCAAAAGAUUCACUAAUUGAAUAA
This is a messenger RNA of Rotaria socialis, 504 nucleotides long. NCBI's taxonomy places the organism in Eukaryota, Metazoa, Rotifera, Eurotatoria, Philodinida, Philodinidae. The record is from the annotation of a GenBank genome assembly.